AUGCCGCCCAAGAAAGGAGCAAAGAAGGGAAAGAAGCAGGAUGAUGAUGACGCCUUCUGGGAGGCCAAGGCUGCUGCCCUCGAAUCGGGGCUCAAGUCGCCUGCGGCGGUAGAGGAGGAUGAGGAGUUGGUGAAGCCCGUUGCGAAGGGAAAGGGAGGGAAGAAGGCGGCGGGGAGUAUAUUUGAUUUGCUGGAUGAGGGGGAUGUAGGCGAGGGGGACGAUGAUGAGGGAGGUGGCGGGGCGCAGGCUACAAUCCAGGCGAACGCUGCGAAAAAAGACAAGAAGAAGAAGGGCAAGAAGGCGCCCAUCGACGAGGACGGAGAGGUACCCGAAGACUCUGCACCAACUGUCGAUCUCGCAGAUACCCGGGCGAACAUGGACGAUGAAUGGCCAGAGGACAGUGUCAAGCCCAAGAAGGGCAAGAAGGACAAGGCGGGCAAGAAGUCCAGGAAGGCCGCUGAAGCUGCCGAGGAGGAAGAGGAGGAACCAAAGGGGAUAGAAGAGGCGCCAGUGAAGGAUCUGGCGGAUGAGUGGCCAGAGGAAGAGGUCAAGCCGAGGAAGGGGAAGAAGGGGAAGAGUGGGAAGGGCAAGAAGGCGGAUGAGGAGGAGGAUGAGCUGGAUUUGGACGCGGAGAUAGCCAAGGCCAAGGCUGAGAAGGAGGCGGUUGCGGCGGCGGCGGCGGCCAAGAAGGCAGAGGAGGAGGCUGAGGCGGGUAAAGCUGCCGGAGAGGAGAACGGGGAGGGAGAUGAUGGGGAUGAUGGGCCAAAGAUUCUCACCAAAGCUCAAAAGGAGAAGCUCAAGAAGGAGAAGGAGAAGGCCAAGAAGAAGGCUCAGGCGCAGGCAAAGAAGGGAGAUGCGGCGCCCGCUGCAUCAGAGCCAACACCGGUCGAGCCUACCGCUGCUCCCGCACCCGUCGAAGAAGCGGACGAAGGCGACGACGCGGACGAUGGCGCUGCUGGCGGGUCGAAGAACAAGAAGAAGAAGAAGAAGCCCGCUGCCAAGGCCGAACCCGCUCCUGCUGCUACUGGCGGCAAGAAGGUCUCCGCCCAUAUCGCGGCCAUGCAGGCGGCGAUGGUGGAGAAGCAGCGGAUCGAGGCGGAGCUGAAAGCUGCGGAGGCCGAGCGGAUCCGGAAGAUUGAGGAGGAGGAUGCGCGGCUCGCAGCCGAGGAGGAGAAGAUUGCUGAGGCCAAGGCGGCCAAGAAGCAAAAGGAGAAGGAGAAGCUGGCAAAGGCAAAGGCGGAGGGUCGGAUCUUGACACCUCAGCAGAAGAGGGAGAAGGCGGCUGCGGAGGCGAGAAAGCAGGCGAUGCUGGAUGCGGGAAUGAGUGUCGCGGGGUUGCAAGCGGGUGGAGCUGCGCCCAAGCGGCCAUUCACAAAGAAGAAGCCUGUCGGGAAGGGCAAGCAGGCGCCAGCGGCGGACAAGAAGGACGAGGCUGCGGCGGCAGAGAAGGAGAUUGCGAGCCCGCCCGCACCUGGAUCGCCCACUUCAGCCGCGCCCGAAUCGGCCAAGCCUACAGAGGAUGGCGAUGAUUGGGACAAGUCGGAGGAUGAGGCAGCGGUGGAGAAGAUGGUCGAUGGGGUUUCCAAGCUGGCGGUCGAGGAUGAGGAUGAUUGGGAUAAGUCAUCCGAGGACGAGGCGCCACCAAAACCCGCCCCGACUCCUGGCACCGCUGUCAAAGCUCCCGCUCCCGCUUCCGCACCGGUUGCCGUAUCCGCACCUUCCCCCAAACCCAAAACGAACGGUACCGCCAAACCCGCCGUUCCCACCACAAACGGCAAGUCUGCACCCGUCAAGGACGAGUCCUCGUCUGAGGAAGACAGCUCUGACGAGGAAUCUGACUCGGACGAUGACUCGGAUGACGAUUCGGACGAGGAGUCUGAUUCUGAGGACGAGGCGGAGAAGCGGAAAGCUGUGGCUCUGGACAAGAUCAGGCAGAGGCAGAAGGAGGCAGAGGCAGCCAAGAACAAGGAAGAUUUGAGAUCUCCAAUUUGUUGUAUCUUGGGGCACGUCGAUACGGGAAAGACCAAGCUUUUGGACAAGAUCCGUCAAACCUCGGUUCAGGAGGGAGAAGCUGGAGGAAUUACCCAACAAAUCGGUGCCACCUUCUUCCCGCGAAAGGCGAUCCAGGAGAAGACUGCCGUUGUCAAUAAGAGCGGCGAGUACGAGGUCAAGGUGCCCGGGUUGCUUAUCAUCGAUACGCCUGGACACGAGUCCUUUACCAAUCUCCGGACGCGAGGUAGUUCCCUGUGUAACAUUGCUAUCCUCGUUGUCGACAUUACCCACGGCCUCGAGCCCCAAACUAUCGAAUCGCUCAACCUCCUCAAGAACGGCAAGACUCCGUUCAUUGUUGCGUUGAACAAGAUCGACAGGAUGUACGGCUGGAAAGCGACAGAGAACGGUGGUUUCCGCGAGACGCUCGCCAACCAAUCCAACUCUGUCAAAUCCGAAUUCGCCGACCGAGUCGCCAAGACCAAGCUCGCGUUCGCUGAGCAAGGUCUUAACGCCGAGAUCUUUGACGAAAACAAGAACCUCGGUCGAAACAUCUCCCUCGUCCCCACCUCGGCCAUCACCGGCGAAGGAAUCCCCGACAUGCUCAUGCUUCUCGUCAAGCUCACGCAGGAGCGGAUGAACCAGAGCCUCAUGUACAUCUCGGAGCUGGAGUGUACUAUUCUGGAGGUGAAGAUCAUUGAGGGGUUGGGGACGACGAUUGAUGUGGUGUUGUCGAACGGGGUGAUGAGGGAGGGAGAUAGGAUAGUGCUGUGUGGUAUGGACGGACCCAUCGUCACUACGGUGCGAGCGCUCCUUACGCCCCAGCCCAUGAGAGAACUCCGAGUCAAGUCUGCCUAUGUCCAUCACAAAGAAGUCAAGGCCGCUCUCGGAGUCAAGAUCUCCGCACCCGGUCUCGAAAAGGCCAUCGCCGGCGCCCGUCUUUACGUCGCUCAGGAUGACGACGAGGUCGAGGCGUACAAGGAUAUGGCCAUGGAGGAUCUUACCAACCUGGCCCGGUUCGUCGCCAAGAACGGCAAGGGCGUGUGGGUCCAGGCGUCCACCCUCGGAUCUCUCGAAGCCCUCCUUACCUUCCUCCAACAGAUGAAGAUUCCGGUCUUCAACUUCGGUCUCGGUCCAGUUUACAAGAAUACAAUUGUGCGGGCGGCGACGAUGCUGGACAAGGCGCCGGAGUAUGCGGUGAUUUUGGCGUUUGACGUCGUUAUUGAGAAGGAGGCGGCCGAGUUGGCGCAAAAGGGCGGGUUGAAGGUGUUCUCCGCCAUGAUCAUCUACCAUCUCUUUGACGCGUUCACAAAGUACAUGUCCGAGGUCACCGAGGCGAAGCGCCAGGCCGCAAUGCCAAAUGCCGUUUGGCCGUGCCGCCUCAAGAUCCUCCAGGCUUUCACCCACAGAGAUCCGAUUAUUCUUGGCGUGGACCUCAUUGAGGGCACGCUGAGGGUGGGUGCGCCAGUGGGUGUGGUCAAGACGGACAAGGAGGGGGGGAACAGGGAGAUUAUCAAGCUGGGGAAAAUCACGUCAAUCGAAAUCAACCACAAGCCUUUCGAGGUGGUGAAGCGGGCCCAGAUCGGGGCGGGUGCGGCAGUGAAGAUUGAGAGGGCACCGCACGAGGCGGCGAAGCUGUAUGGGCGGCAUUUCGACGAUAAAGAUGAGGUUGUAUCUUUGCUUUCAAGACAAAGCAUUGAUACGCUAAAAACAAACUUCAGGGAUAAGGUCGAUCUGGCCGAUUGGGCCUUGAUCAAGAAGAUGAAGGUGGAGCAGGGGAUCCAGUGA
Molecule: messenger RNA, 3777 nt
Organism: Dioszegia hungarica
Lineage: Eukaryota; Fungi; Basidiomycota; Tremellomycetes; Tremellales; Bulleribasidiaceae
Product: GTPase
Exons: 12
Coding region: 1-3777 (1258 amino acids)
Molecular function (GO): translation initiation factor activity; GTPase activity; GTP binding
Source: RefSeq, a predicted model, not a curated record